Schizosaccharomyces cryophilus OY26 is the source of this 1767-nucleotide messenger RNA. Its product is annotated as V-type ATPase V0 subunit D. The transcript is spliced from 5 exons. The record is from RefSeq and is a predicted model, not a curated record. Gene Ontology annotation, molecular function: proton-transporting ATPase activity, rotational mechanism. Bases 269 to 1300 code for a protein of 343 amino acids. Gene Ontology annotation, biological process: vacuolar acidification; proton transmembrane transport; vacuolar transport. Gene Ontology annotation, cellular component: proton-transporting V-type ATPase, V0 domain; fungal-type vacuole membrane; vacuolar proton-transporting V-type ATPase complex. Lineage: Eukaryota; Fungi; Ascomycota; Schizosaccharomycetes; Schizosaccharomycetales; Schizosaccharomycetaceae.
UUUAAACAACCAAAAGCUUUUCUGUCUAAAUACAAAAGCCUAUUUGAUUUUUACCAACUUCCUCGUCUUAACCUACUACACCUGACUAGUAUACGUCGACUUGAUCCUACAUAAUUUGCUAAUUUUUCUUGAUUCAUAAUCAUUAGUCGAACUUAAAUUAAUUUUCCUUUAUUUGAAUUUUUUUCUAUUUUUCGGCUUUGUCUUGCCUCUUCGUGUUGUCUUUCGAUUGAACCUAUAAAUCGAAAAGGCUUUAGGAAUUUCAUCUAAGAUGGAUGCUCUCGGUUUCAAUACAAACGGUGGAUAUAUUGAAGCCUUAAUUCGAGGAUUCAAGUCUGCUUUACUUACAGAACAUAUCUAUGGGAAUUUAUCACAAUGCGAAUCAUUAGACGAUUUACGUUUGCAGCUUUCCUCGACGGAGUACGGUAGCUUUCUUGCUAACCAGCAAAAGUUAACUAGCAGUACGAUAGCUGCCAAAGCUACAGAGAAAUUAAUCGACGAGUUUGAUAUGAUUCGACGUCAGGCCGAUGAGAAAUUAUCAAAAUUUAUGGAUUUUAUAACUUAUGCAUAUAUGAUAGACAAUGUAAUGCUUCUAGUGACUGGUACCGCGAAUGGCCAAGACACCCAUGAUCUUUUAGAACGCUGCCACCCGUUAGGGUGGUUUGAGACUCUUCCCGCCUUGUGCGUAGCUACAAAUGUGGAGGAUUUAUACAGUGUUGUUUUGGUAGAAAGCCCACUUGCACCUUACUUUAAGGAUUGCCUCUCUGCAGAUGAUUUGGAUGAGAAGCACAUAGAAAUCAUUCGAAACACGUUAUAUAAAGCUUAUUUAGAAGAUUUCUAUGAAUAUUGCCAAGAAAUAGGAUCCGGAACUUUUGAGACAAUGUCUCGUAUCUUAGAAUUCGAAGCUGAUCGACGUGCAAUUACGAUUACUAUUAACUCGUUUGGAACUGAUUUGAGUAAGGAGGAACGAAACAAUAUGUAUCCUUCCUUCGGACGCUUGUUUCCAUUUGGUACUUCGAUGUUGUCUAAAGCAGAUAAUGUUGGCGAUGUAGAGAACGCUUGCAGCUUAGUGAAAGAGUACAGUGCUUUCUUUGACCAAGCAUCACAGAAAUCUCUCGAUGAUUACUUUUUCGAAAUGGAGGUCGAGUAUAACAAGCUUGCAUUUUUGCAACAGUUCCACUAUGGCAUCGUCUACAGCUUUUUAAAGUUAAGGGAGCAAGAGAUUCGGAAUAUAACGUGGAUUGCUGAAUGCAUAAGUCAAAAUCAAAGAGAUCGGGCUUUAAAUAUCAUUCCAACAAUUUAAUUUUUGCUAAAUAAUAAGACGAAACCAGAUGAACGAAACAUGCUCAGGCUAUAUAAAUAUCUCCUUUUCUUUCAUGCAUAUUCCUAGAACAAUUGAAAGAGUUUACACUUGUGUAGCUUCAAAACUUCGAUCAGAUACUACUCCUUAUGCACAUUCGGAUUCUUAUAAUUAUGAAGUUGACAAAAACUAAAACGAACUGAUUGCAAUGGACUUCAUUUAUAAUAUGAUCCAAAGUGAACUGUUGUACCCUAGUAUAGUACUGCUCAAUUCUUGUUAAUUUGUUAAGAAUUCGCUUCAAUUUUUGAAUGAUUUUUCCUUUCAUCUGUAAUAAAAAAUAGAAGAAAUUCUCACGAUUAGCAAAUCAUUCGACUUGAAUAAGAUUGUUGGUUUACGAAAACUCGAGAUCCAAGAAGUUCGAAAAUGAUACAAUUAUCUUAUUUUUUUUCUAUUUCUUUUUCUUUUUCCAG